GUUUUUUAUUUUUAUUUUUUAAGAUAGAUAUAAAAUACUCAAAGGUCAUGAUCAUUAUUACUAUAUCAAUGGUGUAUACAAUAAACAGUUAGUAACUAUUAUUAAUUUUUACAAAAUGUCUGAAAAAAAAAGAAAUGAUCAAAAUGUUUCAUUAUCUUCAAGAAGCGUUCAGUUCAUAAUAGCAAUGUUUGGAAUACUUUCAUUUACACUAGUCAACAUCACAGUUAUUGUGAGACAAUUUCAUUCUGAGUGGAGACAUUCCCCAAGUUCUAUGAUAUUUCAAACUGGAAUAACUCUGUUUGGUUUCCUUAUAAUCAUAUUUCUUGUUGUAAUAAGUCAAUUGAAUGAAGUAUUGGCUCGUCAACAAACAAAAGAUGAUACAUACAUAUUAUCUGUUUAAUAUUGAAUUUAUUCAAGUAAUUUACUAUGUUCAAUUCAUUUCAAUGCAUUAGGUAUCUUAACAACAGUUAUCAUCAAGAUUUAUCAUAUUUAAUAUUUUAAACAUUUCAUAAAUAAAUGAAUUAAUAAACUUCUUAAGAAUUCAUUACUAUUUUUUUUUUUAUACUUUAAGUUGUAUUAUUUAUUGGGUAUUGGGUAAACUUAAAUGAAUUAAAACAAUAAUAUAAUCAUUUCUGUAGUUUAAAUCACGAACUGGUUUUAGCUACAUUAUCUUUAAAAACUUGAAAGUACUAGACAGUUGUUUCUUCCCAGUAUGGAACUUUUUAGUAGUAAGUAUUCAUAACACAGUGCUUCUUGGUUUUUAAUGUUGAUCGCAAUAACAUCAGUUCGUUAUUUAAACUAUGAAAAAUCUACUAUUUUUCAUAAAUUCCCCCCCCCACUCCAUACAAAUAAAUAAUCCUCAGGGUUUAGGAAUAUUAAAAUCAAUAGUUUCUAAGAGAAAUAUCAACCUUAAUUGUGUGAGAUGAAAACCAUUGUAGAGUUUAAUUUCUUUUAAUUUAAGUUAAAGAUUGAGUUUAUCAUUUUAAAAAAAUAUUU
Schistosoma spindalis is the source of this 996-nucleotide messenger RNA. NCBI's taxonomy places the organism in Eukaryota, Metazoa, Platyhelminthes, Trematoda, Strigeidida, Schistosomatidae. The record is from the annotation of a GenBank genome assembly.